Messenger RNA from Oncorhynchus keta (chum salmon), 3190 nucleotides. Its product is annotated as serine protease 23-like. The transcript is spliced from 2 exons. The coding region runs from base 291 to 1490 and encodes 399 amino acids. The record is from RefSeq and is a predicted model, not a curated record. Gene Ontology annotation, molecular function: serine-type endopeptidase activity. Gene Ontology annotation, biological process: proteolysis. NCBI's taxonomy places the organism in Eukaryota, Metazoa, Chordata, Actinopteri, Salmoniformes, Salmonidae.
UUUCGCUGGUGGUCAUUAAAUUAAACUCUGGUUCGUAUCCACCGAGCGAGCGCCUUUCCCAAUGGAGGAGCGUCUACAGCGGACCGGUUGCCUUCGGAAAUCUUUUGAGAGAACACAUCUUUUUCAUUGGACCUCCUCUCUCCUGAUGUAAGGAUCUACUUUUUGAAAGGACUAGUUUAACUUCCACCCCUUCGCAGCACCCGCGUUAUUGCACCGAUACCCCUCUGAUGUCCGCCCGGUAGCAGCCACAACCGCAGCUUCCCCAGACCCCCAUCGCGUGCCGCUUGCCAAUGCAAACCAAGCAUAAGUGGGGAGAAGCGCUCCGUGGGUCUCCCUCCUCCAUGGCUUCUUUUCCCUCCAUCCCAUCCCCCCUUCCCCUCGUCUCCCUCUUCUUCCUCCUCUCCAUCCCUCCAGUGGCUCCUAUCCAGCCCCAAUGGCCCCUGCAACGCGUCCCUGUGGUCUUACCCCAGGUGACAGAGGACCGACCCGCCCCUCACUUCCAGGCUGACGCCCGAUUGGACGUCACCUCCCCAUGUGACCCAGAAUGCCACAAGAAGGCUCUUCCCCCCAGCUACUGGGACCUGCGUAGCAUCCUGUCAUACGAGACACUCCAUAGCAACGGUCGCCUCACCGAAACCGCCGUGGGGAUCUACGGGUACACCGCCCCCACCCAGACCACGCCGGCACUGCCUUCCCGACGCAAACGUCAGAUCUUUGGCCAUGACGGGCGUUUCAGCAUUGUAGGGCAAGACUUCCUGUUGAACUACCCAUUCUCGGCAGCGGUCAAGCUGUCCACCGGGUGUUCCGGAACACUGGUGGGCGACCGGCACGUUCUGACCGCCGCCCACUGCGUCCACGAUGGGAAGAACUACGUGAAAGGGGCGCAAAAGCUCCGGGUGGGUUUCCUGAAGCCAAAGCAGCGUGACUCUCCCAAUCCGGCCUCUGCCACCAAUGCAUCCAACACCCAUCCAUCACCCCCAGAUAAGAUGAAGUUCCAGUGGAUUCGUGCCAAGCGCACCCACGUGCCCAAAGGCUGGAUCAAGGGCAACGGCAACGACAUCGGAAUGGACUACGACUACGCCUUGUUAGAGCUCAAGAAGACCCACAAACGACGCCACAUGAAGCUGGGCGUCUCCCCGCCGGCAAAGCAGCUGCCCGGGCGCAGGGUCCAGUUCUCCGGCUAUGACAACGACCGGCCGGGACAGCUGGUCUACCGGUUCUGCCGGGCUGGAGAGGAGACGCCAGACCUGCUCUACCAGCACUGUGACGCCCAGCCCGGGGCCAGCGGCUCGGGGAUCUACGCUCGUAUGUGGGACCGGAGGAGGCGGCGCUGGGAGAGGAAGGUGAUCGGGGUGUUCUCAGGGCACCAGUGGGUGGAUCGAGACGGGGCGUCGCAAGAGUUUAACGUGGCAGUGAGGGUGACGCCUCUGAAAUACGCCCAGAUCUGCUACUGGAUCAAAGGAAACUAUGUAGACUGCCGAGAAGGAUGAGGAAGAGGUGGACAUGUCAUGCACAUACUGUACACACACACACACACACAUACAGAGGAUUGAUGGAGGACAAAGGGGGUCUUCACUUCCAUUGCUGAGGAAGUUGACAAGUGGACAUGUCAUUCAUACACGUGCAGAACACACUUCAUCAUGCAUUAAUACGGUUUCAUUACUAAUACAUACCAUUGUUCUGCAUGCAGAGACAUCCCUCCCAACACACAACUAGAACGACUCACAUUUACAUCCAGGAAGUCCUACUGUACAUACAUCCAUCCUCACUAACCCUUCCCAUCGCACAUUAAAUAAAAUGUAAAACAUGUAUUCGUGCCCUUCUUACUGCAUGAUCAACACUGUGCUUUGAAACACAACUGAAAGGUGUUAUGACUGAGCUUCAGAAGAUGGCUUUGACCAGGGACUCCCUGUACUUUAGAUGUCUUUGACCAGGGACUCCCUGGACCAGGGUGUUAUGAAUGAGCUUCAGAAGAUGUCUUUGACCAGGGACUCCCUGUACCAGGGUGUUAUGACUGAGCUUCAGAAGAUGUCUUUGACCAGGGACUCCCUGUACCAGGGUGUUAUGACUGAGCUUCAGAAGAUGUCUUUGACCAGGGACUCCCUGUACCAGGGUGUUAUGACUGAGCUUCAGAAGAUGUCUUUGACCAGGGACUCCCUGGACCAGGGUGUUAUGACUGAGCUUCAGAAGAUGUCUUUGACCAGGGACUCCCUGGACCAGCGUGUUAUGAGCUUCAGAAGAUGUCUUUGACCAGGGACUCCCUGGACCAGCGUGUUAUGACUGAGCUUCAGAAGAUGGCUUUGACCAGGGACUCCCUGGACCAGGGUGUUAUGACUGAGCUUCAGAAGAUGUCUUUGACCAGGGACUCCCUGGACCAGCGUGUUAUGAGCUUCAGAAGAUGUCUUUGACCAGGGACUCCUGGACCAGCGUGUUAUGACUGAGCUUCAGAAGAUGUCUUUGACCAGGGACUCCCUGGACCAGCGUGUUAUGACUGAGCUUCAGAAGAUGUCUUUGACCAGGGACUCCCUGUACCAGGGUGUUAUGACUGAGCUUCAGAAGAUGGCUUUGACCAGGGACUCCUGGACCAGGGUGUUAUGACUGAGCUUCAGAAGAUGGCUUUGACCAGGGACUCCCUGGACCAGCGUGUUAUGAGCUUCAGAAGAUGUCUUUGACCAGGGACUCCCUGGACCAGGGUGUUAUGAUGGUGAAGAGAACAUUUAAUGCACUGAAAGGAUGAAAUAGGAGGAACAAGAAGAUGUGUAAGAGAUUGGUGGAGACAGAUGCAGUUUCACUGCUAAUUCUAUAGAUUGUCAGAGCUCUGUUGGGACAACUUUUUUUCUUCUGUUAUUGCCAAUGAAUGUAACCCUGUCAUCAACCAAAGGUGCUACCCUGCUCUUAAAAAAUGUAAACUCAAGGUAUAGACUGUCACAGUACAAACGGUUGGCGUUUCAAAUGGACCCAAGUAAAAUAUCCAUAGCUCCCCCUGCUGGGGCCAAAUACAACACUACAGGCCACUUUGAUGACAGCAGUGUUGACUCUGGAACACUGACCCUCAACUACUCAUGAUCAUGAUAUGCACUUUGUCAAACCUUAUGGGUGAGCUAUUUUUCUGUUUCAAAAACAAUUGUGCAGCAAUAUAUAUAUAUAUAUAUCAACUUUAUAAUGCUUUGGAAUAAAAUGCAUAAUGUGG